GUGUUUAUCAACACGGUCGUCAUCUCCGCCAUGGUGGCCACAGCGUUGCCGUUCAAAUCCAUCGCCAUGGGUGCGGGGGAUGACCGGUAUUCUAGUGAAGCGGCGGCCGGUUUGAUAGAGGGCAGCGGGAUGGACCGUCACGGAGACUUGCUGAACAUUUUACUCUUGCUACAAAACUUGGAGGACGCCUUAACGGAGCAGCAGGGUCGGCGACUGGAAGAGCAUUCGAUAGGUCUGGAAAAUAACGACAAGGGUGAGAGCGAUGCUUUCAUGUCUUCAGGUUGUAAGAUGAGUUGUGUUUGCUCGUUUGGUUGUUUGUUUGGUGGAGGUGUUGGAAGAGGGUUGGGGGGGGGUUGGGGAGGGUGAUGGAGGGGUGAUGGGAGGUUGAUGGAGGGGUGUCGUGGGAUGGUUGAGGGGCUACAUUUAGAACGGCUGAAAUUAUAAUAUGGGCUUUAUGUAAUGAACUUGCCCCCCCCCCCAAGCCAAGCAGCUAUUAUUGGACAGGGGGUAAACGAAGAGUAAAAAUCUCAAACAAUCUGAAGUGGGAAGUCAGCAGUCAUAAUGGCAUGAAAUUGAAAAGUAGCUUUCUAUUUUCUAUUGAAAAAAAAAAAAAUCAAGGUAGGUGUCCAGGUAAACGUAAAGUGGGGAAUGCCCUGACAGGCGUAAUGCUGUACAUUCAGUAAGAAAAUUAAUGCGCAACAAAGGUGGGCAACAUUUAUGAAUCUAGAAGCAGAAACUUAGAAUUAUGUUGUGCUUUUACUACUUCGGGAUUCUAAAGUCUGUCUCUGAGAAAUCUAAAUUUAUUUCAUUAAAAAAAAAAUAUGUAGCUAACUAUUUGGAUGAAAUGGCUAGCUGCACUGUACCUAAUUAUUUCAUGAGAUGGAUAGAUGCUCUGUACCUAACUGUUUGAAGAGAUUGAUAGAUGUUCUGUACCUAACUGUUUGAAGAGAUUGAUAGAUGCUCUGUACCUCAUAUAUGAGAUGGAAAGAUGCUCUGUACCUCAUUUUUUGAUGAGUUGGAUAGAUGCUCUUUACUUAACUAAUUGAUGAGAGGGAAAGAUGCGCUGUACCUCAUCGUUUGAUGAGAUGGACAGAUGCUCUGUACCUAAAUAUUUUAUGAGAUGGCUAGACGUUCUGAACCUAACUAAUUGAUAAGGUUGAUAGAUGCUCUGUACCUUACUAUUUGAUUAGAUGGACAGAUGCUCUGUUCAUAACUAUUUAAAAAGAUGGACAGAAGUUCUGUGCAUAACUAUUUGAUGAGAUGGACAGAUGUUCUGCACAUAACUAUUCGAUGAGAUUGAAAGAUGUUUUGUCCAUAACUAAUUGAUGAGAUGGAUGGAUACUAAAAUCAGAACGGUUUAGUGUGAUAGUUUUUUUACUAGAGAUUUCUCGUCACGGUCCACUACUUCAACAUAUAAGACGUCAGCAUUGUUGUCUUCCACUUAUUUAUCUUUCUGAAGUGCAUCAUGAGAAGUAAAAUAACAUUGAUGAACUUCAAGUGUGUUAAACAUGAAGCAUUGAAGGAUCAACUCUCAAACAAAGUUCUCCUACAUUGUUUCGGUGUUUUCGCUGUGGGGGGCUCAGGGGGGGGGGUUGUUUCUUGCUCUUAUCAUCAUAUCAUGCUAUCUUCCCAGUUGAACGGCCGUGGCCAAGAACCCCUCAGUCUUGAUACAUCGGGAAACCGUUUGGAAAUAAAUUCACUAAGGGGUUUUUUUUUCGUUUUUAUUUUAUUUAAAAAAAUUUUUUUUUUUUUAAAUGGGUGGAAUAAAAUCGAAUCCGAGGAGAUGGAGUGUCUAACCAAAUUAGCAGAACAUCCAACAUCCAACAUCCAACAUAAUUUAUAAACGUUUAUCUAAUUUUAAGCCCACGCCGGGCAUGCCACCAGCUAAUCAGCAGCCCCGGAGAUCUCGGGCUGUCUGCACCCUGAGGGGCGUCUGUUUUUUUUUUAUUACUAAAUCAUUAAUUCUAUUUCGAAAACUUGAUUUAUGCUUAUUGAGGGGCGUCAAAGAAUAGAAUUUUAGCAAUUGGAAACUGUGAAAUGUAGAUGUGUGUGCGGAUGGAAGGCUUCUGAAGAACACUUUUAAAAAAAAAAAAAAGGGUUUCUUUGCUUCCCAAAUAGUAGUAUUAGUGCAGCUAUAACAAAGUCAGAUCUUUUUUUUUUUUUUUUUACUUCUGUUAGGAGUAAGAAACGGAGAGAUUUACGGCAUCAGAGGCCGUACAUUUGUGCACAUGUACCGGUAUAUGAACAAGUAAUGUAAGAAGUGAAGCUAGUUUCUUACAAGGGGAAGAAACAGAUCAAAUUAAUAUUUUCCUUUUGCAUUUUUUUUUCUUCUUACAGGCAAUGCAGUCAUAUGGAACCCACAGUCUAAGCGUUUCUUCGGUAAGAAGUGUUCGGAGUGGAUCUUUGAUACAUUGUUUUAAAGCGAUCUGGUUCACAUCGCUCUUCUCUCGAGACCAUAUUUUCUAGGGAAGGUCAAUUACCCAUCAGAUUUGAUAAUGCCCACACAAUCUGAUACUGACAUUGAGAUAAGGGCUUGUGGGGGGAGGGGGAGGGGGGAGUGGCGUAACGGAUGGAAAUAAAACAAUGACUAGUUUGGCGCCCGCAAAAGGUGAAUGUCCAUUUUGGUUAACAUCUCAUGAAUCAUCUUUCAAAACCCGCGCCCCACCAUGAGAUCAAAGGGUUGCACUGUGUCCUUCUCCGCCGUCCGUGUAUUCAAUCAUAGUCUGAACUUUCUGUCCAGUUCUUAAGAUAGAUGGGUUCAUUACGUUGGGGAAAUUACUGUUAGCUGAGUUCUUAAGAUAGAUGGGUCAUACGUUGGGGACAUUACUGUUAGCUGAGUUCUUAAGAUAGAUGGCUCAUAUGUUGGGGGAAAUUACUGUUAGCUGAGUCUUGCAAAAUUUAUAAACUAUUAACAACAGAAAGAUGUACAUAUUUUGUGUGUGUACAAAUUUUUUUGGGGGGUAAAAAUGAAAGUUAAGUGAAUUGAAUUAUGAUGGGUGAACUAAUUCGAUUGGUUGCUAUACAUCAGAGUAAUGCUAAGCAUGAAUUAUAUUGGUUUGAUUGGUGGAUUGAACUCAAUAAGCGUCCAAAAUGAGAAUGCAACGGAGUCGACAAGACCGAAAUAAACGGUUGGGGAUGUCAUUAUAUUUACUUAACGGGUAAUAGCUACAUUAGUCUAGCUUCGUGAGAGUUGAUAUAUAAUCGUUGUGAGGGUUGAUAUAUUACCCUUUUAAGAGUUGAUACAUUAGCCUUAUGAGAGUUGAUGCAUUUAACCUUGUAAGAGGUAAUGCAUUACCCUUGUGAGAUUUGACACAUUACCCCUGUGAGAAUUGAUUCAUCACUUUUUUUUCUCAGAGUCGAUACCACUCAUGGACUGAAGUGCGCCCCCCCCCAUGACUCAUUCAACCCCUGGUCUAUAGUAUUACUCUUGGAGGUUUAUAUCUAUAUAUUUAGCAUCGGUGUGGGGGGGGGGUAGUCCAUCCAAUACCUUACAACACAGCCAACCAAUCGAAGUCUUUGAUAGGAUGCGGGGAAAUUGAGGGUGGGUUUUUGUUGUUUUUUGUUUUUUUGUUGUUGUUGUUGUAGAGACUGUGAUCAAGCCAGAGAGAAAGUAAAAAUUAAGUCUAAUGUAUGUCGCAGCCGGACAUCAGACACAAGAGCGCAAUCGAAGUCUUACCCUCCAACUGAAUGCCGGCCCACGUCAACGGCGCGAACGGAAAAAGACUUUACAUGUCAUUUAGUGGGCGAGGUGGGCAUCAGCCCCAAUCAUGUCACCGUAACCAAUCGACCUGGCACUGCUGUUAUCCGACAAACGGAAGUGUACAUCUGACUUAUUUUGGAAGUUCACUUACUAUAUUAGAUUAAAGUACUAAACUACAAAUAUAUCAAUGGAUUCUUCUGUGAUAAAUUAAGUAUUAAUCCACGAUCGUUGUUCUUGGAAAUUUGACAAUAAAUUUCUACAAAAUCUGGCCAUGGCUAAUCUUAACGUCAAUACAUCGAUUUUUUUUUACCCCCAUCGUGUUUUAAAACAACUUAGGGUAAUCAUAUGGGUAUGUGUCAUGAUAUGUGCCUGUCAUAAUGUGAGCAAUAGCGUUGGAAGGGUGCGAAAGGACCGUACACUCGGGUGGCACAUUUUCUUUAAAUGGAGGGCGGCAUUUUGGGGCCGCAUGCAGUUAUUUUAGCGGAGAUGGGGGUGGCGAAAUUCUCAGUCACCUCGGAUGGCACUUACCCUAGCUACGCUAUGGAGUGUGAGCCUGUCAAGAUGUGACAUGCGAAUGACGGGACCCCGGCGUGACGUAAACAUGUCAUGAUAUAAUCUUGUCAUGGUAUUACCCUGUCAUGCUGUCGCACGGCGAUGAUGUGACCCUGUCAUGGUGUCGCACGGCGAUGAUGUGACCCUGUCAUGGUGUCGCACGGCGAUGAUGUGACCCUGUCAUGAUAAUAUUCAGCUGGGAAAUCUUCCUUCGCUGAAAAAAACACAACUAAAAUCUAAACGAAAACUUUAAAAUAGAAAGUUUAAAACUGUUUGAACAAGAUGAACAAAACAAAAUGUGUAUGUAGAGUCUAGACGGAAGUAAGAUUAUUGAAAACGGAGGUUGUCUCUGUAAACAGGUGUCGUAAUUUUUUCGCAUCCCAACCCAGUCUUUAUUUAAUCAUUCUUUCUUUUUUUGUAUCCAUUGAAAAGCAAAAUCUCUCUUACAAAAAAAAAAUUACCAUUUUGUGAUUCAAAAAAUCAUUUCAUGUUCAAGGAAUUCAGUUCAAAGUAAAUUGAAUCAAAUCAGCAAAAGUCCAGCUACGAUUUUUACUUUCUAUAAAGUAAAUAUUCAAAAUAAUUUAACGAAGCAAAAGAACUUUAUUCCCCCGUCACCAACCCCAUUUUCCCCCACGCGCCCGCCCCUCCCCCCCCCCACACACACACACGUUUUUCUCCUUCUCAUAUUUUCAUCUGUCUUGUUAAGAGCACAACUUUGGGUUGCUUAAAAAAAAAAUGGUGGAUCGUGAGAAACAGCGAGUCAAUAUUUUCGUAACCACAUUUUCAUCUCCGAGUCUGUUGACAGCUUCAGCAUCAGUGACCGUCGACCUAUGACGGUGGGUAAAUUAUUAAUACCACGACGAACUGGUUCAUGUGUGGACGUAACUGUUAAAACUUUAAUAGUAUGAAUUUCUGAAAACCUCGGACGUUUUAAAUUUCCCUCUCUCAGUUUUGAGCUUAACAAUGUGAUGUCAUGACAAGCUGUCCUGGGGGGGGGGGAGGGGAGGGGGCGGGGCAUCCACUUGCAGGGGUUCAAAACAUUUUAAUCGAAGCGAUAGUUAUUUCUCGUUGUGACAAGCUGUAGCAGCACCCCCCGUCAGUGGUCCACUUAAAGUUGCCGUGGACAUUUGAACGUGUCUUUCAAGACCGUGAUGGCCAAGUCACGUCCACGGGAAUCAAACUCUGCUCGCCGCCUGCUUUGUACGGACCUCGAACCAAGAAGGGGAUUUAACAAUUAUUGUUUCGUUCUUUAAAGUUGCUGCGCGCCUGCUGUAGUAAUGUUGCGCAUCGGUGGUUCUUCGUGCGUGCGCAUGCGCAGAAGGCAUCUGCUGUGACACCCACGCAGUUAUAACAUGGCCAGGUUAAAAAAGAAUGUGACAUGGGUCUACGCUGUGGCGAAUUGGCAGUGGUUUCGAUGGGUCUAUGCUGUCACAGAAGGGCAGUGUUUCGAUGGGUCUAUGCUGUUACAGGAGGGCAGUGUUUCGAUGGGUCUAUGCUGUUACAGGAGGGCAGUGUUUCGAUGGGUCUAUGCUGUUACAGGAGGGCAGUGUUUCGAUGGGUCUAUGCUGUUACAGGAGGGCAGUGUUUCGAUGGGUCUAUUCUGUUACAGGAUGGCAGUGUUUCGAUGGGUCUAUGCUGUCACAGGAUGGUAGUGUUUCGAUGGGUCUAUGCUGUUACAGGACGGCAGUGUUUCGAUGGGUCUAUGCUGUUACAUGAUUGCAGUGUUUUGAUGUGUCUAUGUUGUGACACCUUGGCAGCGUUUUCUGAAGUGUUCAUGUUGCGACACAUUUUCAUUGUUGUGAUGAGUCUGUGUUCUCAAAAUUUGGCGUUGUUUGCUAUUGUUCCAGGUCGUGACAAUUUGGGCAGUGUGUCCAUUUAUCUGCCCGUAGGUAAAAUCCCACUUCAAAAGAAUAAUGAAACUAUUCAAUGAUGCAAUCGUGCCCGGCAGCUCUGCGGCAGCUCUGGGGGCGGCUCUGGGGUUGUAUUUGGUCCGGCUGAUCAGAACGCCCCCUGCCUGAUUAAGAAGCACAAAAGUAAAUGUCUUAAUUUACAUUAUAGCAUAGACGUAAAAAGGGCUUGCCGAGAGGGGGCGGUACUCCCCGGGUGGCUCUUUUUAUCUAUACUGAGGGGGGAAUUUUCGGCCCACCGCAGAGUUGUCGUUUUAUUGUGGAAGUGGGCGGAAAUAAACCUGACCCACCCCGGGGGCUCUAACCUAUAGCUACGCCACACCAUAAUUAUAGUCGUACGGUUGUAAACACUCUUAGAAAUGUAGGUCUCUCACAAUGCAAUAAACUUUAUCUGUAAUGUUUUCAAGCUCAUACCGUGCCAAAAAUACAUUUUAAAAAGGACGUUAAAAAAGAAGGCUUAGCGACCAGCUCUCAACAAACUCACAUUAGACGGCUGUGAUUCACGUUUGAUGCAUGGACCUGGUCGCCGUGCAAUAAUGACGCGUCCAAACAAUUCCCAAUAACAAAAAAAAAAUCUCCAGCCGUCUCUGCAUUUUCCUUGUUAUGCUAACCUGUCGCAGUUAAUGAAUGCUACCGUCAAUUUCUCUGUUAUGCUAACCUGUCGCAGUUAAUGAAUGCUACCGUCAAUUUCUCUGUUAUGAUAACCUGUCGCAGUUAAUGAAUGCUACCGUCAAUUUCUCUGUUAUGAUAACCUGUCGCAGUUAAUGAAUGCUACCGUCAAUUUCUCUGUUAUGAUAACCUGUCGCAGUUAAUGAAUGCUACCGUCAAUUUCUCUGUUAUGAUAACCUGUCGCAGUUAAUGAAUGCUAUCGUUAAUUUCUCUGUUAUGAUAACCUGUCGCAGUUAAUAAAUGCUACCGUCAAUUUCUCUGUUAUGAUAACCUGUCGCAGUUAAUGAAUGCUACCGUCAAUUUCUCUGUUAUGAUAACCUGUCGCAGUUAAUGAAUGCUACCGUCAAUUUCUCUGUUAUGAUAACCUGUCGCAGUUAAUGAAUGCUAUCGUUAAUUUCUCUGUUAUGAUAACCUGUCGCAGUUAAUAAAUGCUACCAUAAACUGAAACGUCUGAAGGUCUAAUAAUAUGCCUGAUUAGUAUUUAGCUCAACAUCUGUGUUUAUUUAGCCGUGCAUGAUGAUUUGAGAUGUAGAUCUCAGGGGGUGUAGAUCUCAGGGGGUGACUCACGAAAUCACACUCUAGACAAUCUUUUUAUUGAAAACAUCAAGUUUUAAAUGAUGGCAGCGGUGUGAUUAAUGUUGAUUUUUUUGUUUAUUCCAAUCCUUUAUAUUAACUUGGCUUUUGUUUGUGGUUGGUUAGCUUGGUUGGGGUGGGGUGGGAUUGGGGGGGGGCGCUGACUGCCCGGGUCGGAAAAUCCUCGGACGGCAAACUGGCCCAAAUCCCGUCAAGCUAUUGAGCUGAAACUUGGCACAUAGACGUGUUGCUGAUGGUUACCGGAAAUUUGUUUGAAAGAAAUUUUGUCGACAGAUAAUUGAUCUACGGAAGUUAGGUCGAACGGAGAUUUGAUCGGUUUUUUUUGUUUUUUUUUCGGUUCACACUAUCUAAUUUUCGUCAAAUUUAUUUUUGAACACUCUAUACUAUAUAUUAAAAUAAAUAUUGCGUUCAAAAAGUAAGAAAUAAAAGAGCGAUAAUAGCUAGCACUUUAAAUAAGGUUUUCAUCUAUGACAUUCGACUGUCGCCCCAAGGAUUACACAAGCAGAGUAAAUAUAUAUAUAUAUAUAAUUCAUUUUUUUUCCCCAUUCCAAAAACGAAAUUAUGAUUUUUAAAACAUAGAAACCAGAAUAAUGAUUUGAGAUCUUGAAAAUUUCCUUACGGCUAAGGGUUCAAAUGCGCUAUUAUGGCUGUGAUCGUUUUUGAGAAGGGGAUCAGUGGCGCGCCUUGUGUUUGCGCCAUCUAGGGCGGCCUUUCCCACGCAAAAAUAAAGUCUGAAGUUUGCCUAAAAUUUUCGCCUUUCCAUAUAUAGAAAAAAGUUCCCCUCCUUGCCCCCGUCACCACCCCCCCCCCUAUUUCUACGCCAUCUAGAUAUCCUAUUUAGGUUAUAUACUCUAUGUUUCCCGUCCAAAUGCCUUAUCCACUUAUCCACCCUAAUCCAUGAACCUAUCUAUUUAUCUCUCACAAGGCAUGUCUGGCCUGGACAACGUGGACAGCAUACUGAGCAUUUUGGAAAAACACAACAAGGAGAACCACGGCACGAGGAUCAACAAGGCCCGGAUGUUGCACGCCGGAUAACCAAGCUCACGGACAGACGACUGAAGGUCAAGGACAGCUUGCCCGGCGGUCAUCUCGCCAGACAUCGUCCACUGUCUUAUUAUAUCGUG
Messenger RNA from Lymnaea stagnalis (great pond snail), 8546 nucleotides. The record is from the annotation of a GenBank genome assembly. NCBI's taxonomy places the organism in Eukaryota, Metazoa, Mollusca, Gastropoda, Lymnaeidae.